This is a messenger RNA of Pogona vitticeps (central bearded dragon), 4812 nucleotides long. RefSeq names its product WD repeat domain 11 (gene WDR11). Gene Ontology annotation, cellular component: cytoplasm. NCBI's taxonomy places the organism in Eukaryota, Metazoa, Chordata, Lepidosauria, Squamata, Agamidae. Gene Ontology annotation, molecular function: protein binding. The record is from RefSeq and is a predicted model, not a curated record.
AAGGACCACCCGGACUCAUCGGGGAAUAGGAUUGGUGUUACUCCGCCUGUGGAGACGGCUUCCUUCGCGGAGUUCCCGUUCCUUCCUUGCCUCCCUGGGUCCUUCUCCUCGUCCUCCUCCUUCCUUAGCAGCCAUGCAGCCCUUUAUGGUAAACAUCAAGCUGUCAGCUCGGACUCUCACCGGGGCGCUCAACCCACAGAACCGGGGGGCGGCGGACUGGGGCUGGCAAGGAUUGAUUGCAUAUGGAUGCCAUUCUCUUGUUCUAGUGAUUGAUUCCAAGACUGCUCAAACUCUGCAGGUUUUAGAAAGGCACAAGGCUAAUGUUGUCAAGGUUAAAUGGGCUAGGGAGAACUAUCACCACAAUAUUGGAUCACCUUAUUCAUUGCGCUUGGCUUCUGCUGAUGCUACUGGAAAGAUAAUUGUUUGGGAUGUAGCCACAGGAUCUGCUCGCUGUGAAAUCCAAGAGCACACAAAACCCAUUCAAGAUAUGCAAUGGCUAUGGAGUCAAGAUGCCUCUCAUGAUCUGCUACUUGCUGUUCACCCGCCCAAUUACAUUGUGUUGUGGAAUGCAGACACAGGCACCAAACUUUGGAAGAAAAGUUAUGCAGAAAAUAUUCUUUCUUUUUCAUUUGACCCCUUUGAUCCUUCAAAUUUAACAUUGCUUACCAGUGAGGGAAUAGUGUUCAUUUCAGACUUUUCUCCUUCCAAGGCUCCUGUCAGUUCAGGGAAAAAGGUUUACAUUUCCAGUCCACAUUCUAGUCCUGUUCAUAACAAACUGGCAGCUGCUACAGGAGCUAAAAAGGCUCUGGACAAAGUAAAAAUUCUCAUCACUAAUGAAAAACCAAGUGCUGAGUCAGUAACACUGAAUGAGUGCCUUCAGCUAUGCUACCUGCCUUCCAAACGAAACUACAUGUUGUUACUUUACCCAAGAGAAAUCUUGAUUCUUGACCUUGAAGUAAACCAGACAGUUGGUGUGAUAGCAAUCGAAAGGACAGGAGUGCCUUUUCUACAGGUAAUUCCUUGUUAUCAGCGUGAUGGAUUGUUCUGCCUUCAUGAAAAUGGCUGCAUAACCUUAAGAAUUCGCAGAUCUGCCAAUAGUGUUACACCAAAUGAAGAUCCAGAUCCUGAUCACAUUCAGGAGUUGGUGUAUGAUUUACGAAGUCAGUGUGAUGCCAUCAGAGUUACCAAGACUGUUCGCCCAUUCAGUAUGGUGUGCUGUCCAGUGAAUGAAAAUACUGCAGCUCUUAUAGUCAGUGAUGGUCGAGUAAUGAUAUGGGAACUGAAAUCCACCAUUUCAAGCCAAAGUUUCCGUGCUAGCAAUUCAAGCACAUCACCUUUGUAUUCACCCAUGUCAUUCUGUGGAAUUCCUGUGGCAGUAUCUCAGAAUAAGCUUCCAGACCUAUCGCUAGAUAAUAUGAUAGGGCAAGGCAUGCUUUCUACAGAAGAGCAGCUAAGAGGCUAUAGUACACAAGAAGUACAUUUGAAAUUCCUGCUAACAGGGCUGCUUUCCGGACUUCCUUUGCCCCCAUUUGCUAUCCGUAUGUGUCCGCCUCUUACAACAAAAAACAUAAAGCAGUAUCAGCCACUCCUUGCAAUUGGAACAAGCAAUGGCUCAGUCUUGGUGUAUAACCUUACCAGUGGAUUUCUACAUAAAGAGUUGAGCAUUCAUUCCUGUGAAGUCAAGGGCAUUGAGUGGACAAGCUUGAGUGGCUUCCUUUCAUUUGCCACAUCAACACCGAAUAAUCUGGGGCUAGUCAGAAAUGAGCUGCAGUUGGUUGAUCUUCCCACAGGUAGAAGCAUUGCAUUUCGUGGGGAACGAGGCAGUGAUGAACCAGCCAUUGAAAUGAUAAAAGUGUCCCACUUGAAGCAAUAUUUGGCUGUUGUAUUUAAAGACAAACCUUUGGAAUUAUGGGAUAUCAGGACAUGCACUCUUCUCAGGGAAAUGUCAAAGAACUUUCCUACAAUUACUGCUUUGGAAUGGUCGCCUUCUCAUAAUCUUAAGAGCUUAAGAAAGAAACAGCUUGCAGCCCGUGAAGCUAUGGCUCGGCAAACAGUGGUGUCAGAUACAGAACAGAGCAGUCUGGAAUCUUCAGUAAUCAGCUUAUUGCAGGAAGCUGAGAGUAAAUCUGAACUGAGUCAAAACAUUUCUGCUCGAGAGCAUUUUGUGUUUACAGACACUGAUGGACAAGUCUAUCACUUGACUGUUGAGGGAAAUUCUGUCAAAGACAGUGCAAGAAUUCCUCCUGAUGGAAGUAUGGGCAGUAUUACAUGUAUUGCAUGGAAAGGAGACAUUUUGGUUCUGGGAGAUGUUGAUGGAAAUUUGAACUUCUGGGAUUUAAAAGCCAGAGUAUCCAGAGGCAUUCCAACACACCGAGGAUGGGUAAGGAAGAUACGCUUUGCACCUGGGAAAGGAAACCAAAAGCUGAUAGCAAUGUACAAUGAUGGGGCUGAAGUCUGGGAUACCAAGGAGGUACAGAUGGUAAGCAGUUUAAGAAGUGGAAGAAAUGUCACUUUCCGAGUACUUGAUGUUGACUGGUGUACCUCAGAUAAAGUCAUCUUAGCAUCGGAUGAUGGAUGCAUCAGAGUGCUAGAAAUGACAAUGAAAUCAGCAUGUUUUAGAAUGGACGAACAAGAAUUGUCUGAACCUGCGUGGUGUCCAUAUCUUCUUGUUCCAAGAGCUUCCUUAGCUUUAAAAGCAUUCUUGCUGCACCAGCCUUGGAAUAAUAAAUAUUCUCUGGAUAUUUCAGAUGUAAAUUAUCCAGAAAAUAAAAAUGUUAAAGAUUUGCUGCAAGAACAGUUGAAUGCAUUGUCCAAUGAUAUUAAGAAACUUCUACUUGAUCCAGACUUCACCAUUUUACAGCGAUGCCUGUUGGUUUCAAGGAUAUAUGGGGAUGAAUCAGAGCUACAUUUCUGGACUGUUGCAGCCCAUUAUUUGCAUAUGUUUUCCCAGGGGAAAACUGGGAAAGAUGACACAUUUGCUUCUCCAGAAAAAUGGAUCAAUCCACUAGAUAUUUGUUACGAUACGCUCUGUGAAAACUCCUAUUUCCAGAAAUUCCAGCUUGAGAGGGUCAACCUCCAAGAAGUUAAAAGAUCAAAUUAUGAACACACAAGGAAAUGCACCGACCAGCUGUUACAUCUUGGCCAGACUGAUAGAGCUGUGCAGUUGCUUCUGGAGACAAGUGCUGAAAACCCCUAUUAUUAUUGUGAUUCCCUCAAGGCAUGUCUAGUCACAACAGUCACAUCCUCGGGUCCAUCCCAAAGCACCAUCAAAUUGGUAGCAACCAACAUGAUUGCAAAUGGAAAGCUGGCAGAGGGUGUCCAGUUACUGUGUUUGAUAGAUAAAGCUGCUGAUGCCUGUCGUUACCUGCAAACCUAUGGUGAAUGGAGUCGAGCAGCAUGGCUUGCAAAAGUUCGCCUUAAUGCAGAGGAGUGUGCUGAUGUUUUGAAGCGUUGGGUUGAUCACCUUUGUUCUCCACAAAUUAAUCAGAAAUCCAAGGCCAUCCUUGUCCUUCUCUCCCUUGGAUGUUUCGUGAGAGUUGCAGAGAUGUUACACAGCUUGAGAUAUUUUGAUAGGGCUGCCUUGUUUGUUGAAGCUUGCCUCAAGUAUGGUGCAAUUGAAGUUAAUGAAGAUACAAGAAAACUAAUCCAUGCAGCAUUUGCAGAUUAUGCCAGAAGCUUGAAGACUCUAGGGUUCAGCCAGGCUGCAACUUUGUUUGCCUCAAAAGCAGGACCAGCUGGUAAAGAUUUAUUGGAUGAACUUGAACAAGUGAAAGAAGAAGGUCUUGCAGAGUGACAGCUUUGCAUUAACUACUGGAGGAAAACUUUCCCAUCAGUUGGAGUCAUCAGUACAGUAGUUUGGUAAAGAUGAUGUCUUUUCUUUGUUUGCUUGUAAGAAUGUAAUUUAUAUUACAAUAGUUUUCAUUGCAGAAUAAAUUUUGAAUAUAAAUUGAAAAUGUCUUGCAUCAGCAGAGAUCUCUUUAAAAACUGAUUAGAUCAUUUUUUAGUGUUAAGACUUCCAUAUUCUUCUUUAAUCCAAAUCAGAAUUUUUGUUUUUACAAUUGUUUCCAUGGCUGAGAUCCUGUUGAGAUGAACUGCUUGGACAACAGACAUAGGCUGAACGGUUUGACUUCCAAACUCCCUGCGCAAGGCACCAUCCAGUACUCCUUGCAAAAGUGUAAAGUGGAUUUUUAUGAUGGGGAAUCUCUGUUGUGUACUGACAACACAGGUACAAAUGGAAAAUCUGUGUUACUGUGCUGGUGGUGCCUUACUUUUCAUCCUAAGGCCUCUUUAAAUAAAUGUGGAAAUCACAAAAGCAGGCCAAGAGCAAUGUUUUGCUGCCUUAAUCAGCUGUAUCAUGUUGUCUGAGAGAGGUAAUGUUACAGAAGCUGCACUGGGAAUAAUGCUCUAGACGGUUCAGUGCCCCACAUGAUGUAAGAUGUCAUCUAUUGAGAAAAGAGUCAGGGUUCUUAGAUUGUAUUUUUGCACUUUGUAAAUACUUUGGUCCUCCAUGCAGCAAUUCAGACUGCUUAGGAGUUGGCAUGGGACUUGAAUUAAUAUUUCAUGCUAAGUCACACUGAAGUAUUAGAAAACAGACAACUUCAUGUCAAAAAAUGAUACAUUGUUCAUGGAAAUCCAAAGUUUUCCUGGCUUCCCCCCCCCCCACUCAAGGGGUGUGUAAAGAUCUUGCAGGGUUGCUUCAAAUUUUUUGGUGCAAAGGAGCAUACUAGUCCCUGAACCUGUCCCCCUAUACAGUGGACCCUUGACUUACAGACGGCUUGACUUACAGACUUUUUGAGUUACAGACUUCUCUGG